Molecule: messenger RNA, 3902 nt
Organism: Oxyura jamaicensis (ruddy duck)
Lineage: Eukaryota; Metazoa; Chordata; Aves; Anseriformes; Anatidae
Gene: DBR1
Product: debranching RNA lariats 1
Exons: 8
Coding region: 47-1663 (538 amino acids)
Biological process (GO): mRNA splicing, via spliceosome
Cellular component (GO): nucleus
Molecular function (GO): RNA lariat debranching enzyme activity
Source: RefSeq, a predicted model, not a curated record
ACGCUCUCGGCGGGCGCGGCGCGUGCGCGGUGGCGCGGCGGUGGCCAUGAAGGUGGCGGUGGCCGGGUGCUGCCAUGGCGCCCUGGACAAGCUGUACGAGACGCUGGAGCUGCUGCAGCGGCGGCACGGCGUGCGGCCCGACCUGCUGCUCUGCUGCGGCGACUUCCAGGCUGUGCGCAACGAGGCGGACCUGCGCUGCAUGGCCGUGCCCGCCAAGUACCGCCACAUGCAGAGCUUCUAUCGGUACUACUCCGGCGAGAAGAAGGCCCCGGUCCUCACCGUGUUCAUCGGCGGCAACCACGAGGCUUCCAACCACUUGCAGGAGCUGCCCUACGGCGGCUGGGUGGCGCCCAACAUCUACUACCUCGGUUACGCGGGCGUCGUGCGGUUCCGCGGCGUGAGGAUCGGCGGCAUCUCGGGCAUCUUCAAGUCUCACGACUACCGGAAAGGUCACUUUGAAUGUCCACCGUACAACCAGCAAACAAUUAGAAGUGCUUACCAUGUGAGGAACAUCGAGGUCUUCAAACUCAAGCAGUUAAAGCGCCCAAUGGACAUAUUUAUGUCACACGACUGGCCAAGGAGCAUAUAUCACUACGGAAACAAGAAGCAGCUUCUUAAAAUGAAAUCCUUCUUCCGUCAAGAAGUGGAGAGCAACACAUUAGGAAGCCCUGCUGCCUCAGAGCUUCUGCAGCACCUGAAACCCAGUUAUUGGUUCUCAGCACAUCUCCACGUUAAGUUUGCAGCUUUCAUGCAACACCAGACAAACUCCAAAGAAGAGCUACCAAAAGCAACAAAGUUUUUGGCUUUGGAUAAAUGUCUGCCUCACAGAGACUUCCUGCAGAUAAUAGAUGUAGAGCAUGAUCCUACUGCAGGUGACUCGCUGGAGUACGAUGCUGAGUGGAUUGCAGUCCUUAAGGCCACCAACAGUCUCAUUAAUGUGACUCAGAGCACGUGGAAUAUGCCUGAAAAUAAUGGCCUCCAUGCAAAGUGGGAUUACAGUGUAACAGAAGAAGCCAUCAAGGAGGUGUUAGAAGAGCUGAAUCAUAACCUCAAAAUUCCUUGCAACUUCACCUUGACAGCUGCUUGUUACGAUCCCACCAAGCCCCAGAAAAACAUGGAACCAGUUCAUACCAUCAAUCCACAGACCACUGAGUUCUGUGCCCAGUUUGGCCUCACUGACAUCAAUGAUAGGAUCCAGCAAGUUAAAGAAGAGGGCUCAGUACGAGAAUAUGAGGAGGAGGAGGAAGAGGAAGAGAUGGACAGUACUGGGUCAGCAGAGGAACCCAGUGAAUAUAAUACAGAUAAUUCUGGACUUUCAUCCAUUAAUCCUGAUGAAAUAAUGCUGGAUGAUGAAGGAGGUGAUGAAGACUUGAGUACGUGUUCUGUCGAUCCAUCCCCUGAUCAUCCUCCUGAGUUUUCUGCAAGUUUUUCUGACAUCAGGAUCAUGCCAGAUUCCAUGGCAGUAUCAUCUGACGAUGCUAUGGACUCCAACAAUGAGGAACUGGAGAAAUCUAGUGUGAGUAAGGAGGCAGAAGAGAAGAGCUUGAAUGAGAGACCUUUAAAGCGCAUUGGUGGUAAUGAAAAUGGGAACACGGGCAUUAAAAAAAUCAAGAGACGGAAUCAAGCCAUCUAUGCUGCAGAGGAUGAAGAUAAAACAGAGUAACACUUCAUAUGUUGCAUAACUAAAUUCUCUCCCUACCCCUUUAUGCAGAGGUGGUGAGAACUAUGGUGAACUACUCAUGCUUUUAACAUUAUUUGAUCUUAUUCAUGCUGCUUUCUUGAGGUGAAGAGGCUCUACAUACCUCUUUCAGGGAAGAAUAUUUAGCUUGAUUAAACAUCUAAGCCAGAAGCAAAAUUUUGCAACAAAGUGCUUUGUCAAAGGACUUAAAGCCCAUGUAUAAUCAGUUGAUUUUGCUUCUGCUCUUGGUUAUGAGUGUAUAUAUACUAUGUAUCUUGAGCUGUACUGCUAUUCAAGAAUCACCGUGCUGGUUCAACAGGAAAAGAACUCUUAAACUAUAAUUCAAGUCAAAGUGAGAGGAUGCCUGACACAUGAGACUGAACUAUUUGAUUUUAUUGCUUUUGUCUUGUUUUAUACUGAACUUUUAAUACAAAGUAGCAUAUGCAAUAACUGCGUGAACUAAAUUUGAAAGUAGAAUUCCCAGGAUAACCAAACAGCAAUAGAGGAGUGAGGAUUUUUGUUUCUGCUGACAUUCAUACCAUAGAAAAGCUUCGUGGUCAUAAACAAAACAAUGUGCAUUGUCUAGUAUUGGCUUUUAAUUACUGUUUUGGUACAGAACCAAGUCCCUUAAUUUAAGGCACGACAGUUUUAUGUGGACCAUGCAAGCAAACAUCUCUGUUCUUAAAAACUCACUUGUGUGCUGUUUCUUAGAAGUUGAGAACCAUAUUGUAAAAUUAAAACGCAUCUGUUUAGGGUGAAUGGCUUUCUAAAUGUGGACAUCAUUGUCUCAAUUCUCACUAAUUAAGGCUGUGUUGUAUUUUCAUGCAAGGUGACUGAUGCUUCAGACAGCAACGCUUACCAUUAUCUUUAGCCUACGUUUUCACCUGACACUUCUUUUCAGUAGGAUGUAAAUUCCUAAUUCUUACAGCUUGGUCUGGAAUCUUCCAAAACACCUUCAUAGACUUGACCUAUGGCUGGGCAGCUCCUGUUCUCCUUUAGAUCUUCUUGGAAGUUUUCUUUUUAUUCUUCUUACUCUCCUUCAGUUUUCCCUGAAUUAGCAAACAUAUCAUGCUCCUUUUGGUAUGGAAGGCUGUGAGGAUAACAAAACUUACCGAAUUAAUGAAAACAAGUGUUUUCAAGUACGAUGGCAUACCAUUAGACUUGUUAGCCUUACAGUCAGCUUCUGCUGGUGUUCUGUGCUGAGCUUUCAGAAUCAGAGAAGGAAUUCCUCAUGACUGUGCCACCCUUGAGAUGAGCAGUAGUUCCAGUGUGCUUUUACUCAUCUAAGGCCCGAGCUCUAUGGAGAAGAAAGCAUUCCUUCAGGAGAAGAGAACUGGACAGGGAGCCAUGAGUAAAAAUAGACUGGUGAGUUGUAGCCGGGAAAUGCUUCAACUUCUGUCUUAAAAUCAGUCAAAUUCUGGGAUUCAUCUUGUGAUCUUGGUUUCUUGCCUGCCAGCAGGUCACUAUGCAAACUAAAUGCAUAUAAGUAUUUAAGAACUGGCAAAUGUCAAAAAUAAUGCUCUCCACAGUUCUGAUUAACAGCUUUGUAUUGGUGUGCUGAUACCAUUAACAUCCCGGGUUUCUUUUUUUCCAGAGGACAGUAUUUUGUUUACUAAAUGAUUAGUUGGACCCUAUUAAUGUUCCUGUAUCUCUCUGUGCCUGCUCAUCUGUCAGAAAACCCACCGAAGUGAUCUGUGGUAAGAUGUGAUAAAGAACUGGGAGAGUUUGCUGUAACCCUCAGGUUAUCUAAAGCAGCUGUUAAAGUUGCCUAGGUUACUGAAAAGCGUUCAGUACCUUUAAGGGUCUUGGCUCUGCAAUGUUAAAACCUUAAUCAUGCCUGCAUUUCCUCGUGAUCUGAAGACUAUCAUGGUAAUAAAGUAUUUCCUCUGUACCAUCAAAAAGAUGUGAUUUUAAGUACAAAAUAUGGUAUGAUCUUGAAAAGUCACUGAAGAAAUUGUGUGGUGUUCAGCUGUCAAAUUCUAUGUGGCGUGGAUGAUGUAGGUUACACUUAAUGGAUGCUUUUGUCUAAUUUCAUGUUUUUAAAGCGAAUUGUUUUGUUGUGUCUUCUACUUUAUGAUAAAUGUGUUUUGGCUUUCUAGAAAGGAGACUACCAAGAUGGAAUACUGAUUUUUAGAAUCUUUAGAGUUUUUUUUUUUUUUUAAUGAAGAAUGUCAGCAUCCAUUGAGUGGAGUGCAGAUGUAAAUAUACUUUUUUUGAGUCUGAA